GGCACCGGGUGUCGGGGUCGGGCACGGUACAUGCCUGCCGACCCUGACACCCGCUCUGCCCCCCAGGCCCAGCGUGGCGGUGGGGGCACCCCGUGCCAACACCUCCCAGCCUGGCGUGGCUCAGCCCGGCGCCGUCUUUCUCUGCUCCUGGCCCCCCGACAAGACCCCCUGUCACCCCCUCCCCAUCGACACUGCGGGGGACGAGAGCGAAAGCCAGGGCGCCUUGGAGCUCCACACCUACAAGUCGCACCAGUGGCUGGGAGCGUCCGUCACCAGCUGGGAUGGCAAACUGGUGGUGGGUGCAUCCGGGGACACGUGGGCAGCCUUGGGUGGCGGCGGGGUGGACACCCAGCCUGUCCCAUCGCCGUGCCCAGGUCUGUGCCCCGCUUCAGCACUGGAACGCGAUGGAGGGGCAGCAAGAGGCGUUCCGCACCCCGACUGGCACCUGCUUUGUGUGGAGCCCGAGGCAGCGGCGCGCGGUCUGGUACUCGCCCUGCCGCGACCAGACCAUGGCCAGCACCUACCGCCAGAGGAAUUACGUGCACGACAAGCGCUACUGCGAGAUUGGCUUCAGCGCCGCUGUCACCCCGGACGGGACGUUGGUGCUGGGUGCCCCCGGCGGGUACUAUUUCACGGGUGAGUCCUUUCUGCCGGCGUUGCCACCUGGCUGGUGCUCCCGGGGUGCCCCCUUUGGGUGGGCACCACGGGAGGAGGGCACCCCGGAUGGGGUACCCCGUAAGUGCCACCCACAGUGGCACCGGCAGCCCAGGGUGGCAGCCCAGGGCCACAGCCCAGGGUGAGUGGCAGCGGGUGCCCCGUCAGUGCUGGUGUUCCCCGCCGCGGUGUUCCCCAGGGCUCGUGUACUCGGUGGAGCUCGACAAGAUCCUCGGGCGCUUCCUCGGCACAUCCCUGCUGUGGCUGGGGAGCCCCGGGCGCCCCACGGAGCCAGUGUCCAGGGCCUAUGAUGAUGGGUACCGGGGGUACGCGGUGGCUGUGGGCGAGUUUGAUGGCAACCCCAAAACCAAAGAGUAUGUGGUGGGGGUCCCCAACAAGAGCAAUACGAGAGGUGAGGUGGAGAUCUUCACUGCGGGGGACACUCUGCGUUGGCUGCAGGGCAUCGCCAGCGAGCAGGUGGCUUCUUACUUCGGGCACACGGUGGCAGUGGCCGAUGUCGAUGGGGACGGGCGGGACGACCUUCUGGUGGGUGCACCCCUGUACAUGGCCCGGUGCUCCGACGGGCAUCGCAGCGAACUGGGGCGCCUCUACAUCUACCUGGGGCGGGGACAGCAGCCUCUCUCCGGGCCCCCCCAGACCCUGACGGGCACCCACCCCUACGGCCGCUUCGCCGCCGCCAUCGCCAGCCUCGGGGACCUGGACAAGGACGGCUUCGGAGACGUGGCCGUGGGAGCCCCGCAGGGGGGUGAUAGUGGCAGCGGCCAGGUCUUCAUCUUCCGCGGGCAGAGCGAGGGGCUGGCGCCUGUACCCACCCAGCGCCUCAACAGCCCCUUCCCCGGCCCCGCCGCCUUCGGCUUCGCGCUGCGUGGUGCCACCGACUUGGACGGCAACGGCUACGCGGAUCUGCUCGUCGGGGCUUACGGGGCGGCCAAGGUGGCCGUGUACCAGGGACUACCCGUGGUGGUGGCCCAGACCCAGCUGAGUGUCCCUGACGGGCUGAACCCUGAGAUCUUGGACUGUGACCUGCCCGACUCCAGUGUCCGUGUCAGCUGCUUCCACGUGGUGUUCUGUGUCAGUGUGACGGGCCAGCACAUCCCUCAGAGCAUCCACCUGGAGGCUGAGCUGCAGCUGGACCGGCUGAAGCCCCGGCCAUCGCGGAGGGUCCUGCUGCUUCAGGGACACCAAUCUUCCUGGCAGGAGGAGCUGGUGGUGACACCGGGGACACCCCCUGUGUGCAGCAACCUCACCGCCUACCUGCGGGACAAGGCCGAGUUCAAGGACAAGCUGAGCCCAGUGGCCCUGAGUGUGGCCCUGAAGCUGACCAGAGAGGCCCCAGGGUUGGUGCUCUACGGGCACACCCUGGUGCAGGCACAGACCCACAUCAUGCUGGAGGACUGUGGUGAUGACAACCUCUGUGUCCCCGACCUCCACCUGGCCGCCGACACGCCCAGCCAACGCCUGCUGAUUGGGGCGGAGGCCGCACUGUCCCUGCAUGCCAAUGCCACCAACGCGGGUGAAGGUGCCUUCGAGGCCGAGCUGAGGGUGCAGCUGCCCCCCGGCACCCACUACCAGGCUGCCCGCAGCACCAUCCCGGGGCAGGAGAAGCUGAGCUGCAACCCCAAGAAGGAGAAUGGGACCCACGUGGUGCUCUGUGAGUUGGGCAACCCUAUGAAAGCAGGGGCCCAGAUCACCGUGGACAUGGAGCUGAGCGUGUCCGGGCUGGAGGAUAUAGGGGAAGCCAUCACGUUCCACCUCCAGCUACGGAGCAAGAACAGCCCCAGCUCCAGCAACGCGUCAGUGAUGGUGACAGUGCCUGUGGAGGCAGAGGCAGAGAUGCAGCUGCGAGGCAACUCCCUGCCUGCCAUCACGGUGCUGCCCACGAGCUGGCACUGGGUGGAGGGCAGCCAGCGGCCCGAGGACCACGGCAUCAAGGUGGAGCACGUCUAUGAGCUCCACAACAAAGGCCCCGGCAUCGUCAGCGGGGUCACUGUGAGCAUUGCCGUCCCCCACCUGCUGGGCGACCAUGUCCUGCUCUACCUGCUGGAGCUAGGCACCGAGGGGGGCAUGAACUGCUCCCACCACCCCGCCCUCAACCCCGCCCAGCUGGGGAUCUCCGGUCCGACGGCGGCAGCGCACGGGAACGGCACCCACCAGCGGGAGCGCCGGGAGGCGGAGCCGCCCCCGGGAGCCGGGCUGGGGGACUUCGUCCACGUGAACUGUGACAAUGCCACGUGCGUGGACAUCACCUGCCACGUAGCCAGCCUGGGCAAGGACCAGCGGGCACUGGUCAGUGUCCAUGCCCUGCUCUGGAUGGACACCCUGCAGCAGCGGGAGCACCUCCUGACGCAGUUCAUCAUCCAGUCACACGCGUGGUUCAACACCUCGGCCAUGCCCUACCACGUCCAGCCCCGGCUCCUGCCCACUGGCAGGGCUCAGACUGACACCCGCGUGGUACGUACCAGCCUCGGGGAAGAGGGGGCUGUGCCAGUGUGGUGGGUGGUGCUGGGGGUCCUGGCCGGGCUCCUGCUCCUCACCCUCCUCAUCCUCCUCAUGUGGAAGACGGGUUUCUUCAAGAGGACACGGCCGCCUGCCGAGGGGGACACACAGGAGGAGCCCAGUCAGGCCCAGGAGCCUGGCAGUGCCCAGGACUAGCGGUGUCCCCAGGGUCCCCCUGUGCCCCAUCCCCUCCCAGAUCCCAUUCCCCAGCCCCCCCGUGUGCUGUGGGACCGCAGCCCUGCUCUGUUCCCCCAGACAAUAAAUCCCUGCCGUGCCUUU
Cinclus cinclus is the source of this 3450-nucleotide messenger RNA. RefSeq names its product integrin subunit alpha 2b (gene ITGA2B). NCBI's taxonomy places the organism in Eukaryota, Metazoa, Chordata, Aves, Passeriformes, Cinclidae. Gene Ontology annotation, biological process: cell adhesion mediated by integrin; integrin-mediated signaling pathway; cell-cell adhesion. The coding region runs from base 31 to 3327 and encodes 1098 amino acids. Gene Ontology annotation, molecular function: integrin binding. The transcript has 27 exons. Gene Ontology annotation, cellular component: external side of plasma membrane; integrin complex. The record is from RefSeq and is a predicted model, not a curated record.